UUUCACAUGAUGACAUGCUUAACUCCUUCAGUCUUACUGUAGGCUUUGUUUUUUUAGGUGAUAUAGAUGCUUGUUUGAUGUGUUGUUUUUUUUUAAUAGUUUAAUUGCAUUUUUCUAAAAUGCUGGAAGUUUAAAAACAAAAAAAUGAAAGAGAGUUGCUAAGGUGUGUUCAGCCCUCUUGUUGAUGCUAAUGUUUUAAUGCUCAAGGAAAUAAUUUCCUCUCACGUUGGAGGAGGAAGGGAAGAUUAUGGUUAGAAGUUGGUUCCACAUGUGGUCAAAGCACUCCACAAUUUUUCAUUUUUAAUAUGAUUUCAGUCAUAAAGUUUGCAAGGGGUGAUACUGGCCAAGGAGUAAGAACAUGGAUAAAACAAAUUUUGAAUCAAGACAUGGUUUUCCAGCAUAUAAAAGUGAUUUACCCAACAGCUCCUGCCAGGCCUUACACACCUAUGAAGGGAGCCACUUCCACUGUGUGGUUUGACAGAUAUAAAAUUUCUAAUGACUGUCCAGAACACAUUGAGAGUAUUGACACUAUGUGCCAAGAACUUACAGAUUUGAUCAAUGAUGAGAUGAAAAAUGGCAUCACAAAGGGCAGGAUACUAAUAGGAGGCUUUUCUAUGGGAGGUGGAAUGGCAAUGCAUUUAGCAUAUAGGUUUCAUCAAGAUCUGGCAGGAGUCUUUGCACUGUCUAGUUUUCUCAAUAAAGAUUCUGCUGUAUAUGAGGCUUUGAAAAGAAAUGAAAGUGUUCUUCCAGAAUUAUUUCAGUGUCAUGGAACUGCUGAUGACCUAGUUCUGUAUUCUUGGGGUGAAGAAACGAACAAGAUGUUAAAGUCACUGGGAGUAUCAACUUCUCUUCAUACUUUUCCAAACCUCAAUCAUGAGUUAAACAGAAAUGAAAUAGAAGAACUUAAAACCUGGAUUCUAAAGAAGUUGCCUAUUGAAGCUGAAAAGUCAAAUGAAUAAAAGAUGUAGUAUUCAUGUAUUUCCUAUUGUUUGCGGGUUUAUAUAGGCACACAUUCAGGUAGAUGCUGUUAUAUUCCAUAGAGUUCAAUAGUGACUUGAUGGUGCUGGCUACUAACACCCACUUUAUCAUAUGGAUUUCUUUUUUUGUUUUCUUGUACAGUUUUUUAAAUACAUAUCCUUGUCAGUCUAUUGGCGUAAUGACUGUUAGUAUUAAAAACUGUCUUAGAUUAUCCAAACAAUAUUCAGGAAGUAAAGUUGAGCAUUUCUAAGAUACUUAUUUCUUUUUUUGCAUACUUUUCAACCUCAGAACACAAUGCUAUGGUUGCGUCCACUGGUUUAAAAGUAGAGUAGAGAGCAGUGGUUAAAUAAUGGACAUUUACCUUUCCAUGUACAAUUCAGAUUAGUUAACUUAGAGCAACUGUAUUGGCUUCACGAGAAAUUUGGGUAUGUGGGAAUUAAUGUGUCAAAGCAGAGUUGUAUGGUACUUCAGAAAAAUAACUGAUCUUUGUGAUAGAGUUUUCAAAUGAGUCAAAAGUAGCAAAUGUCUGUCUACACCACAGGCCCUUGGUAUUGCUUUGUGUCAUUGUGGUGUUUCUUAGAGUCCUACUUUUAUGUGAGUUCCUUGAGCCCUGUGUCUCUCACUCUGUAGGUUUAAAAAAAAAAAAAAAAAAAAAAAAAAAAAAAAAAGUGCCAUGAUCCCUGGUAAGAUAUCCUGUUUUUGAAGAAAUCAUUCUUUGGGCACUAUUCCUGUAGAAACUUAGUUUUGCCAACAGUUCUAUUUUGGCUUGCAAGAUCACAUUUUAAAUUAAAAGAUGAGGAUAUUUGACUCCUCCAUGAACAUUUAGACGAGUUGUAAAUAAUAAUUGUGAUAUAAAGAAACCUUGUGUCCAUUUUAAUGGUGGAUGAUUCAUCUUUGUGUCAGCUUGAUAAAUUAACUCAGAGUAUAAAUAUUCUUAUGUAAUUUUUAUGCUUUUUCUUAUUUUUCCCCCUCUGCCCCGAUUUCUCCUCCCCCAAAUUCAGUAAUUUUAUUAGCAUGACAAGGUAUUCAGCCUUUUGCCAAAGUCAAUAGAUCCAAGUCUCUUGCUUAAUCUUCUCCUUCCCCCUUUUCUGAAGAGUGGAUCUAGGACACUGUUGUUUGCUCUGUCACAGCAGAUUGUUGCCAGUAUUGGCUAUGACUCCAAAAGUGUCGGCCAGCUCAAGGGGACUAAGAGUUUUGUUCAAAUUCUCAUGCACGGAGACCUAAGCCAGCUUUUACCUAUCUUCAGGAAUAAGCAAAGGGGGAAAAAUGUCACUGUUCAAGUACAAGGCAUGUAAUUGGCAGUAGCAAGUAACAACUUCCUGCUGCUAAAAAUAUUUUCCUUUAUUUCAUUCUGCUAGCGUUAGCAAGUCAGCAGUCUGUUCUGAAAAACAGGAUUUUAAAUGGCACAUGAAAUCUCUGCUGUUUGAAAUAGUAACUGAAAAGCUUUUUUUUUUUCUUUUUUUUUUUUUUCCCUCUGGUGCCCUAGGCUUCUUAAUUACAAAUUAAAUUGAAACAGGUGUGUUCAGAAGCAGCUGAGCUAACUUUGCCCUGGCCCAACUCUAAUUGCAGUUGUUCACAAGUGCAGUUUUAACAUUUGAGUGAUGGUACAUCAUUUAGAGAUUUGCACCAUUUUCUGUUCCUCCUGCCGUUUCUACCAGGAAGCUGUUUGAACCAUUGGUAAUGCAAGGUGGUAAUUUGUUUUGGUGACAACUGUGGCUGGAUGGGAGAUAGGCAAGUUUUUUGCAGGGAGGAUUUUAACAAGAUCAGAGAAUACUGAUCAGAAAUACUAUUCAGAAUACUGUUCAGAAAUUAAGUUUGCCACUACGUUUGUGGCUGUUUCUUUCUUUCUUUCUUUCUUUCUUUUUUUUUGGGGGGGGGGGGAGGGGGAAGCUGUAAAUAUAGUUUAGUUUUGUUCUCUUGAUGUAAUCUGAGAAGCAAUUAAGGUCAGUGUUUCAUGAAAUUCUUAGAAAGCAGUGAGGUCCCCAGUUUGUCUGUUUUCUUCCAUCUUUCUCAGCCUAUCAGUGAAAUGCCAAGUAAAAGAUACACCAUGGCAUAAGAUUGGAAAUCUGUUAGGUCUGUGCUCUAAAGGGAUCCAAAUCUGAGAGUGUGAGUGACUUCAAAACUAAGAACAUUUUGGAGAGUAGAGAACAACAGUGUUUUCAUUUGGUUUGGAGGAAGCUACAGUGAGGGCAGUGUGAUGUUUAGCCCAUUGGUUGAGAGUGGCAUGGCGCUGCGCCUCAGAUGGUGCCUUGCUAAGACUGGACAAACAGAUUGAAACUUUGCCUAGAAAAAGUUGGACUGCUGUUGGAAUUGAGAACCAGCCAGAGGCAAUAUUGGUCCUUGAAGACCACGGGCCUGCUAUUAAAUCUCUAGUCAAAAGAGAAUUUUAAUAGCUGAAGUUAUCCCAGCUGCUUGACAGAAUGUUACAGGAGAAAUCCAGAUAGAUUUUUGGCUGCCUAAGGACUUACCUUUUUGACCUGGCCAGUUUUUACAACAGUUUUAAAAUUUCACUUUUAAAUGGAUACUAGGGCUCAGAGCAGUGGUUCAUUAUCCAAAAGGGCAUCUCAGUAAAGAACAAGGUACUACAGCUGCAGGGUGUACUUUUUAAUUGCUGGGUGGAGUUUUAAGUGCUUGGUAGAAUGCUUAAAAGAUUGGAGAGAGUUCUCUUUUAACUAAUAGGUUGUGUGCUACUUAUUCAAAAUUGUUGAGUGUUACUUCCAUUUUUAUUAAUGAUCCGAUUGGGGGAGUUAAAUGAAUCCCUAGCAAAGCUUAGAGCUGCAGCUGAGAUCCAAACUAGAGGGUGCUGUUGACUCUCUGGAGCCUUACAGAGGGAUCUAGAUUGAAGCAUCCAGUGCAGGGCAACAAAGCUGUAACAGGCAUGUUCUAUGAGGAAAUUUGGACUGUCCAGUCUGUAAUUUUUUAUGAAAGUCAACUUAGUGAGCAAAAGAGAACCAGCUUAAAUGAAACAAUUCUUUGAUGCUCAGUGAAUGUAUUCUUCACUGCUUCAGAAACAAAGCACUAGCAUUUGGACUCUUUUUAAUUUUCUCACAUUACACAUUUGUAUUUCAGAUGUCUGAAAUAUGACUAGAUCUUUGCUGUGAACUUGUAUGCCUUCUGAGUAAUCAGUGUUUUAGAACAAGCAGGCAGAGAACAAAUGUAAAUAAAGAAAGCAGAAAUCAGCUGAUCAAAGCCAGAAGCCAAAAAUCAUUGGUAAUUUAAUUUUGACAUUAAAGUAGGAAAUUUUCUACUUAAUCUCUUCUCCUGUUAAAUCUUUAGCUUUCAUUUUUUUAGUAAAAUUUUAAAGCCAUUUAACAAGUCUCUACAGAUUCAGUGAGCCAAGUAAGUGGGUGAAUGUAACUUACAUUCAUAAAGAUGCGAUCCAGAUGGCAGUACAUGGAAACGGAAACGUAGUGGACUAUGAUAUAGUGAAAUUUGUUAAGGCAUAGAUGGUGGAAUGCAAUAGCAUUUUAUUGUCCUAGAACAUGUGUCAACAGGAAAGCUAAGUACACUGUUUGAGAGAGCUCAGGAAUAAAAAUUUUAAAAAGCAUCUAUUCCAUGACUUUUCUUACUGGAGUCAACCUGUAUUUGUGAUGCAUCUAGUUAAAGGUACUCUAGAAAAAGGAAGUAAUGCAAUUACCAAUUCAUGUGUUUUCCUAACUUUUUUUUUUUUAAUCCCCUUAUACUGGAGGAAUGUGAUAUGACUGCUCAGAAGAAACAGCUGGCAGUUCUAUUUUCAAUAUCAAAUUACGUACUCAGAUGUUUUUCUGUACGCUGCCAUGGGACUUUACUGCAUCCUACUCAUGUCUUAGUUACUGAGUGAUCAGUAGCAUUGGCUCAGAAUGUGGGAGACAAGUGUUUUUCCCAUACGUAGCUGUGUGUGAGAAUAUUUGUCUUUAUAAAUGGGCACCAGAAGGAAAAGGCAGUUCCUCCAUCACCAUUCUGUACUACAAUAGUUAAUGUUAGCUAAAGACAUGAGACACCUGGUUUUAAUUCCUCUGCCCAUCUGUGCAUGUUCACCUGUGUGCCUAUAUAGGCAAUUUAUCAGUUGCCUGUUUAGUAUUGAGUAUAUCAUCAUUCACUGUAAGAAAAUCUCAGCUGAUUUCUUUCUUUUGCUUAGGUGGGUAGUAGGAGUGAGUUAUGUUCAUUCUCCUUAUCUCUCAUAAGAGACUAGUUAACUAUUACAGAUGAAGUAGUGAAGACAGAGCAUCCUGCACUAGUCUACUGACCAGUAGUUUGAGUAAUGUCGUGCAGGUGUGGAAUGCUGACUGAAACUUUUUGGGGAGAGGUGGAAGUGAGUUUGUACCCUGUGUCUUUGGUGACCACUGUGUUUCUGAAUAGCUGGAUUAAAAAAAAAGAAGUCACAUUGCAAGUGAUGUGGACCUAGUAAGGCCUCUUACUCCCCAGGGCACAACAAGUUGGGCUGGCAACCUUCAUUUUCCUAGCAUAUUCAGGUAGUUGCUGUGCGUGGGAUUUGAAGUACAGAAAUCCUAUUCUUCUGUUAUGCAUGUAAGGCCUGCAGAUGCUGCCUUGGUGAGGAGGCACCCAAAAUAUUUUGUGGUUUCAUUGUGUAAAAUCAUAGGCUCCUCUGAAAAAGCAAUCAAAUUUUUGAUUGUUCCUUAUUAACUCAAGUUUUCAAAAAGACUUGUGUAAUGAGUGUUGAACAUUACUCUAGGGCUGUAAAUUACUAGUGACAAGGAAGUUAGAUUCUUUAGAACAAAGCCAGUGAGACUCCAUAGCCUGGGUCUUAAAACAGAUUGAAGACAGUCAGAAUAGACCAGAGUACGCUUACAGUUUUUCCAGUACUUCAUGGGGCUGGUAUUUUGUGGUUGGAGGAUACAGUGCACAGGGUUUUGCAAAGUGCUUAUUGUUCUCAAUUAACUGCAACAUAAAGUAGUUACAAUCUAGUGAUCUGAUAUUCAGAAUAAAACCACAGAAGAGUUAUUAAUUGGUUCUCUGUGCUCUUUUGGUAUAGUUGAAGAUGUCUGUCAGAACGUGUACUGGUAAACAUCUAACAUAAAAUUGUAGUUUGAAUUAAAAAAGCCAUCAAGCGAUGUUACUAUUAUGUAUACAAUAGGGAAUUUAUACAUAUGACUUCUGCUGGUUCUUAGCCUUUGAAUCGUGCAGAACUAAAUCAGACUGCAAGGCUUGCAUGUCGUCAUUGUUGAUCUUAGAUUAAAAAAUCCUCUCUGGAGCACAUUUCAGCCAAAUACUAAUUGAUACUCAAGCAUAUGAACAACCUCUACUGCCUUAAAGCCUAUGGUUUCCACUGAUGAAUAUGUCUGACUUCAAAGAUGGAGUUUAUUUUCUUUUAGAUUGGAGGGUUUGGGGUGAAGUACUUAAUGUAGCCAAGGUCUUGUGGAAAGGAGCCAAAAUAGCAAUGAACCUCGGUCACUGUAGUAUGCCAGAAAUUCUAAGGGAGUGAUUUAGAACUUCCAGAGUAGGAAGAAUGGUUAAAUGCUUGACCAUCCUUCCCUUUCAUAGCUGUGAUUUUUAAUUACUGAUCUUUAGCCCAGUUAAUGUGACCCUGAGGAAGAUCUCUGGUUUAGGCUUACUUUCUCUUGAAGUUUAAGAUAGAAUAAUUUGCAUGUUAAAAUGAUGCAUCAUUCUGGCAGCAAACUUAAUUUAUAAUUAAAAUGGAAUUUCCCAUCAUUGUAUUUGCUGUGCAGAGGUAGUAAUGACUGGUGACUUUCUGGGUGAGAAUAAUUGCAUUGUCCUCAGUAGAAUUUUUUCAAGUAUGCAGAAUCUUAAAUCAGGUUUUAUCCAUAGAUCUGUCUUUAUUUAGGUGUUGGUCCUGCACCUUUGAGAGAAAUUAGUGCUCUCCAGGACUUCCAUCAAAUAGUUCCCAGUCUAAAUUAAAUAAAUUAAACACCCAGUGAGGAACUCAGAGUUUGGAAAUCGUAGAAUUCCUUUAUUUGUUAUGUAUCAGACUUUUUUUUUUUAGUUAGAAUCUGCAAGUGACUGUCAUCUUACCUUCUCUGCUGGUUUGGGGAAGGAGAAGUUUGUUCAGUAUUAGAUUCCUUCUCCUGUUGGACAGUCAGCCUGAAGAGGAGUAACUGGUUCCAUGACACAAUACAUGAGCUUUACAUUUAGGAGACUGUAGUUUCGUCUUUAUAAGUAAAGAUUUUCAUGCUGAGAUGUCACUUGUAGCACGUGCUAAGGUGAUAUGGAGUGUCAUGUGCUGAUUUAAAAUAAUUUUAUAAAUAAUGAACCAGAACAAAAAUGAAGGAUGGGGCUGUCUAUUUUUAAUAAUAUAUCGGCAUAUUAUUUGAAAGCAAUGUGGCCCAUGCUUCUGUUUGUAUUUAUAAUUUAGCAUGAGUCAUAACCAGAAGUCAGCUGUCCUGGUGAAAAGAAAAGAAUGUGAUAUUAAGAUUACAAGUGCCAAGGCAGAUUUUGUAUAUUGAAAGCUGACCAAAAAAAAAAAAAAAAAAAGACAAUUU
This is a messenger RNA of Lagopus muta (rock ptarmigan), 7415 nucleotides long. RefSeq names its product lysophospholipase like 1 (gene LYPLAL1). Gene Ontology annotation, molecular function: carboxylic ester hydrolase activity; palmitoyl-(protein) hydrolase activity. Gene Ontology annotation, cellular component: cytoplasm. Lineage: Eukaryota; Metazoa; Chordata; Aves; Galliformes; Phasianidae. Gene Ontology annotation, biological process: protein depalmitoylation. The record is from RefSeq and is a predicted model, not a curated record. Bases 306 to 959 code for a protein of 217 amino acids. The transcript is spliced from 5 exons.